Amborella trichopoda is the source of this 918-nucleotide messenger RNA. RefSeq names its product protein MAIN-LIKE 2. Lineage: Eukaryota; Viridiplantae; Streptophyta; Magnoliopsida; Amborellales; Amborellaceae. The record is from RefSeq and is a predicted model, not a curated record. Gene Ontology annotation, biological process: meristem development; meristem maintenance.
AUGACACCAGCACUUUUUGACGUAUACGAGAUAUUAGGACUGGCUGUGGAUGGCGACCCAGUCACAUGUCGUCCUAUCAAGGACCUGCGAAAGUUUAUAAAAGAUAACUUGGGUAUAGUCCCUGAUGGCAACUUGGCAAGCCUGAGGCAUACAUGGCUGAAGGCGAAUUUUAGGGAAUUGUCACCUGAUGCAACCUCAAUUCAAGUUUAUAGAUAUACUCGAGCAUAUCUGCUCUUCCUCAUCAGUGUAACUAUAUUUGCUAAUGCAUCAGUUUCAACAGUGUCACCAAGGUACCUACAAUUUUUUGAAGAUAUUGAGGGCGCCAGCACAUAUGCUUGGGGUGCUGCAACCCUUGCAUUCCUCUAUCGCGCACUUGGAAAAGCUUGCACUUUCAAGCGAAGACCUUUUAGUGGUUCAACCACUCUCAUGCAGUGCUGGUCAUAUGAGCAUAUUAUGCAUAUGAGGCCCAUACCGCAUAGUAUCCCUCCAAAUAUGCCUAGGGGCAAAAGAUGGGAGCCUCCGAAGAAAUAUCAUGGCAAUCCACAUAACUUAAUGCCUUCCAUCAGACAAGAAAUUGAUAACCUCCAACCUAAUGAGGUAAUCUGGAAUCCCUAUUUCAACCCUGAUGAGGUCAUUUCAGAUGAUAGGCAACAAGCAUUUCAAACUGUAAUGUGCCCUACAACAUUGAUAUUUGACGAUAUUGCUGAGCACUACAUGUCAGACCGAGUAUGCUGGCAAUUUGGAGUAAAAUAUGGCAUUCCUAGGAAUCCCUUGGUUGUUAGUAAGAGGCAAAGCAUACAAUUUGGACAGCGAGACUGGCGAAACGUCAAUGCAGAUAAAAUCGCUAACUGGUUGUCUCGCCAUGACCGCAUCAUGCCUGAUAUUCAACAAGAUACUGACAAUGGGUUGCACUCAUAG